AUAAACCCUAGAAAAUUUUGAUAAAUUAAAUUUCCAUUUUUCAUUCCUUAAAAAAAAAUCAUUUCCCCCAACAAGGGCGAAAUUCUCUGGAGUUACCCUCACCUCUGAAAUGAAAUGGGAUAUGGAGAUCGAGGAAAUCGAGGCGGUUCUCGAGAAAAUCUGGGACUUACACGACAAGCUUAGCGACGCCAUUCACUCCAUUUCGCGAGCUCACUUCCUCAAUUCCAUCAAAGCCCUCAGAAAAUCCGACAAGAAGAAGCUCUUCAACGAUGUCGUCGUCGGCGACGAUAACAGGACCGGCUUCGUGUUUGUUAAGGACUUUAGAAUUGACGAUGGUGACUCCGCAAUUCAUGAGGCCAAGAGUCUUAAUGCUAUCAGAACCGCUCUCGAGAAUCUCGAGGACCAGCUCGAAUUUUUUCAUACUGUACAAAUCCAGCAGCAGGUCGAGAGAGAUGCUGCCAUUGCACGAUUAGAACAAAGUCGGAUAAUUCUUGCAUUGAGAUUGGCCGAGCAUCAUGGAAAGAAGUACAAAGUAAUUGAUGAAGCUCUAGCUUUUGUGGGAGAUGUACACGAUGCUAGCCAUUAUGUCUCACCCGAAAACCUUUACCGUACGCCAAACAGACCAUCUGGACAGAAUCUAGUAUCACACAAAGGGAAGUACUCUAAUAAGCUAAUCAAAGUUCUGGUUUCUAGCUUCAACUAUGCAAAGAAAUCCCUGAAUUUUGACCAUAUGGGUGGGAUACUAAGCAAUGUAGCUAUAUUCGCAGUCAGCAUGAUAGCAAUGAUGCAUAUCCAACAGCUUGCUCUUUCAGAACAUUCAGGGAGACAAGAAGAUAACAUCAACAACCAGAGAAACCCGAGAAAGAAUUCUCAACUCGAAGGGCCUUCAUUCUAUGAUGAUUCGAGCCACUUGGAUGUGUAUUUAGCCCGGGGUUAAGGUGAAGACAUU
Molecule: messenger RNA, 949 nt
Organism: Hibiscus syriacus
Lineage: Eukaryota; Viridiplantae; Streptophyta; Magnoliopsida; Malvales; Malvaceae
Product: plastid division protein PDV1-like
Exons: 2
Coding region: 110-937 (275 amino acids)
Biological process (GO): chloroplast fission
Source: RefSeq, a predicted model, not a curated record